Puntigrus tetrazona (Sumatra barb) is the source of this 2876-nucleotide messenger RNA. RefSeq names its product guanylate kinase 1a (gene guk1a). Gene Ontology annotation, cellular component: cytosol. Gene Ontology annotation, biological process: purine nucleotide metabolic process. Gene Ontology annotation, molecular function: GMP kinase activity. The transcript is spliced from 8 exons. The record is from RefSeq and is a predicted model, not a curated record. The coding region runs from base 1069 to 1671 and encodes 200 amino acids. Lineage: Eukaryota; Metazoa; Chordata; Actinopteri; Cypriniformes; Cyprinidae.
AUAAGACUGCUUUUGUGCUUCAUGUUCACAUGAUAAAAAAGUGUUGGUCUGGCUGACUUGUGUUUCUUGUAGUGUUUUAAAGGGAUAGACCCAGAAAUAUAUCUGCUGAACACACAAGAAGAUAUUUUGAAGAAUGUCGGCCCCUGUGAAGCGAUUGGUUUGCCGACGUUCUUCAAAAUGCAGUAAUCAAAACAUUCAAAGUGGAUCGUAAGCUUUUAUCAAAGUUGUGCUAAAACCAAAAACCCACACAAUACCCGUUCUUGUCUUUAGGACAACUUUAAUGAGCUUUUAUGAUCCACUUCAAAAGUGUACUAUUGUAGAUCUGCUUGUAUUUAGCAGGAAAAAGAAGUUUCAUUAGAACUCAAGAAGUCUCCUCCGAUCUCUAAAGGUUUGUUUUCGAGUGAUUCUACUUCUAUAGGGGGGUCUAUCAGAUACAGAUCCUCGGUCUGACGUUAUCACAAAUUAUGAGUCGAGAGCAAAAUAUGCAAAAUCAUUUUUAAAAUAGGAAGUGUGUAUAUGUGUGGUCGAAAUGUAGCAUAAACAUAAAAUGUAAAGUCUGACAUUAAACAGUGUAGAUUUAAUUGAUUAAAACUAAUUCAGCAAUGAUAUUUAAUUUGAUUAACCAUUGAGAAUAAUAGAACUUUUCUCAAGAUUAUAGUUUAAUAGUUUAACAGACUUUUGAUUUGAAACACUAUUAUGUUUGGUGUAUAUUGCAGUCAGGUUAGUUGGUUUUGAAUUAAUUCUGUAUUUAUCCAGCAUCUUAAUGGGAAAAGGCAGAAUUCAGAAGUGUCGGCGUUUGUUUUUCAUCAGCGCUAAGCAGAAGUGUUUGUCCGUGCUGACUCGGCGUGCUGUAAUGUUUUGAUACCACGGGUAACCGGGUUGGGUGUGACCCGUUCAGUUUCCUGCGAGCUGAUUGGAGCAGGAUAUUAUCUGAAGGCACACACUUAAACAUUCAGAUCAGUGUUUUCAGUUUCAUUUACACGCACCAAAGUGACACGGUAACACCCGAGCGAGAUGAGUACUAGGUAAAUAGACUCCUCGUUGAUUGAGGUUUUCUGUGAUUCAGCGAUGGCUGGACCGAGGCCUGUGGUGAUGAGCGGACCGUCUGGAGCCGGAAAAAGCACUCUGCUCAAGAGGCUGCUCAAGGAGUUUGAAGGCGUGUUUGGCUUCAGCGUUUCCCAUACAACGCGGAGCCCCCGACCAGGAGAGGAGAACGGCAAAGAUUAUCACUAUGUCACCAGGGAAGUGAUGCAGGCGGCCAUAGCACAGGGUGAAUUUAUCGAAAAUGCUGAAUUUUCAGGGAACAUGUAUGGAACAAGUAAAGCAGCUGUGCAGGCCGUUCAGGCCAAAAAUUUGAUUUGCAUUUUGGACAUUGACAUGCAGGGAGUGAAGAACAUCAAGAGAACCGAUCUCAACCCCAUCUAUGUGUCCAUCCAGCCUCCGUCGAUGGAAACCCUGGAAAAACGACUAAGGGAUAGAAAAACUGAAUCUGAGGAAAGUCUACAAAAACGUUUACACGCAGCCAAAGUUGACAUGGAAAUAAGUAAGGGUAAAGAGCCAGGUUUAUUUGAUGUGCUGAUUAUCAAUGAUGACCUUGACUUGGCUUAUGGGAAAUUAAAAGAUGCUCUUCUUGAGGAAAUCCAGAAGGUCAGAGACAGCAACCAAUCAUAGGCGAGAGUGCACCUGCUGACCACGGAGACCUUCCCCUUCACCUCCAGCUUCAAACCUCAACAUUCCUCCAGGAAAGACUUCCUGAGGUUCAGGCGAUGCUCAAACACCGCCGAACCUUACAAAUAUAUUCAUUACUAUACGGUGCAAGACUGAUAUAUUCCUAGCUCAUUCUACGACCACUUACGUUACUUCCUGGGCUGAAGGUCAGAAGCCUGAAGAUUCAACCAUGAAACACUCUAAACUUUCAAGUCCUUGUCUUUUUCUCAUUUUUUUUAAACCAAUGGAAAAGAUAAUACAGAUCAUAGACUUUAUAUAACUUUCCAGCAUGUUCACUAAUUUAUUGGGGGGUUUUUUCUAUGCUGAUCUUUUAUAAUAACUCAUUCUUUCCUUUUUUGCAAUGUUUUAGCAUUCGGAGCAGCGUGUUGCUUUCGUUCAUAUAAGUGCAUCCGAACAUCUGACAUCGUACAAGUCCGGUAAAGCUCGCUUUAACUCAUUUUUAAAAGACGGCGUCUCCUCUGCCGACGUCUUGAACCGCGUACACCGCACAUUAGUCGGAUUGCGCUUUUCACUUCAAUAUGUUUACCAGCUUUGAAAGUUUCAGAGCCGACUGUUUUUAGCGCAAGGCAGCUUAUAAACACAGCCACUAGUCUCUAAGCAGGUUUAGGAGACAUUAUUGAUGCUUUUAGUCUUAUACAGCUCAUCUUUAAUAGAUUGUUCCUCUAUUAAAUGUGACCAUCAAGUAAUAUGGAUACCAAGAUGUACGUUUCUCCCAGCCUUUAUAGUACUGUGUUACUCGGCGUUUGAACGUGAAAGAGAUGUAAUAUAAUAACUUGUGAUGUACAGAGCUACUAACGAAACACGAAGUUAAUCAGAAGCCAGUUGAGCAGACUCCGGAUGUUUCCGGCGUGUGGAGCCAUCUUGUGUAUGUGGAGCAUUUACAAGUUGACUCUUUUUAUGAUUUUUAUGGUUUUUGUUUUUAAAUACGCUUGAAGGUCAUGCCAGGCUUAGAGUCCAUGGUCUUUCUCGUCAUUCCUUGGUGCAUCUUUAAUAUUUCCUUGAGAGACAUCUAUCAGAUGUUUGUGGUGUUUGUGAAAUCCGAAAAAUGCAGUUCAUGUCUAAACCAAAUGUCGCCUUUUCCUUUUUUUUUAUUCUAGAAUUAUUUACAUGUACCGUGCAAGUAUAAUAAAGCCACAUUAAUACAGUGA